Messenger RNA from Lytechinus variegatus (green sea urchin), 1452 nucleotides. Its product is annotated as protein LKAAEAR1-like. Lineage: Eukaryota; Metazoa; Echinodermata; Echinoidea; Temnopleuroida; Toxopneustidae. The transcript is spliced from 6 exons. The record is from RefSeq and is a predicted model, not a curated record. The coding region runs from base 473 to 1000 and encodes 175 amino acids.
UAUAAAUAAAGCUAGCUAGCGAUACAGGUACAGGUUGUACGUACCAGCAGCGCAGCCGGCCGGCCUAAACGCUUACACUUGCAGUAUAAAGGUAAAGGUUCGAUAUCCGACUAUUAGCUGAGACCUGAGGCUGAGUGAGAGUCGAUCUGAUGUAGCUGUCCUUAGGCCUAUCUGGAUUCAAAUGAUAGUUUUCGAAGUACUAUAGUAUAGGCCCUAGUGGAUUUCUAUUUUUUUGCUUCCAAAUAUAGGGCCUAGUACGGUACGGUACAUUACAAAAAAGAAAGAGACACAGACAGUCGUCGGACACGUCACCGUCGUCUUACCCAGCUCAGCUGGCCGGACUGGCUGCAUUGGUGCCCGACAUCGGAGAAAACUUGCGACCCAACUGACUUAAAGCUGGCUUUGCAGAUUACUUCACUCAAUCACUGAGAAGGUGCUCUUAGUCUUAAUACUAGGCCUACAUUACAAGAACAUGGGUGAGAAGGAUAAGGAUGAUGGGAUCAGUAUGAAGAGUGGAGGAUUCAAAUAUCAGAACCGCAAAAAACUCAGUCAGCGGGAAUUAAAUGCCAUGCAUCCAACACAAAGGAGCAAAUAUUUAGCAUAUGAAGACCCACCAAAAGAAGCAACAGAAGCCAUAGCAAGCUCCAAGAAGAGAGUACAGGAUAAAAGCAAGAAACAUCUUGAAGAUUCUAGGAGAGAAAAUGAGGUUGAUAUUGAGAAAGAUAAACACAAUCAAUUAAUAGGGCAACUCAAAGCUGCUGAGGCUAGGAAUAGAUUACGAGUGAUGAGAUUAAGAUAUCAAGCAAACAGGGCCCAAGAAGUGAAGCAUCUGAUUUCUUGCCAACCAUCAGCCAUCAAAGCUGUAAGAUUGCAAGCCAUGGUCCCACACAUACCAGACAAGAACAGUCCUUCUGAUUCAUUGGAUAAGUUAGAGAGAACACGAGUGGAGACUCUUUUGGAAGAUGAGAGAGGGCUUACUAUUGAUAGAGAUCUGAGCUGAUUAUAUCACUUGUUCAUGAUUAUACUUCAAGCUAUGAAAACUAAACUUCAUGCCAUUGAAUGGAAAAAAGGAAAGAAGAAAAGUUGAAGUGUAUAGCCAAGAUGAGGAAGAAAUAAAUGCUGUCUUACUGAGAUGAGAGGACCAGCUUGGCCAUUCUAUGCAACUUGCGUUCUAGUUUGGCUUACAAAAUGACUAAAUAUCCAUACGUGCUGAAUAACGGUAUUAAUUUUUGUAGUUUCAAACUCUUUGUCUAUUUAGACACACAACUAACAUAAAUCUAUAUUCAAAGAAAGAAAGGUGACUCUUAAGGAUAGAAAAAGGAUGUCAUCUAGUUAAUGUAAAGUUCUGAAACUCCUAAAUAGGGGAAGGCGGGGUAAGUUGAGCAUAGGGGCAAGUUGAGCCACCAGCCCCAGGCCAAUAAGUCAGACAAUGUGGUGGUGUCAUGUAUUGAU